Lactuca saligna is the source of this 357-nucleotide messenger RNA. The record is from the annotation of a GenBank genome assembly. Lineage: Eukaryota; Viridiplantae; Streptophyta; Magnoliopsida; Asterales; Asteraceae.
AUGGUUAUUUCUGAUGAUGAUGGUGAUGGUGGGAGUGGUGAACAACCUUUUGUUCGUCGCAAAAUAGGUAGGGAUUCUAUUGUCUUUUCCGCAUUAGAAGCUGCUUUUGCUAGUGGUGAAGAUAUUAGUGAUAGGGCUCUUAAGAGGUCCCGUUCCUUGGAUCCCGAUGCUUUUCAUUCUUUUGCUAGUACCCUUGGUGUGGUCCGUCCUUUUUUGUAUGUUUCUCAAUUGAACGCAAACAAUCCUCCCCGUUAUGCCAACAUUCCUCAUCCUUUUGGUCAUAUUUAUAUCUCGUCCUGGGAAUAUAGGCGGGAGCAAGGUUUAAUGGAUCCAAAGGUUGUUAUUCCCUUUUUUUAG